AUGGGUGAUUCUAGGAACAAGUGCGGCAGGAAACUUCGGAUGACAGAGGACAUUAUGAAUGAUCACCUACCGCACGAAGAGAUUGGGACCAAGUGGAAACACCUAGCACGACAACUUAAGUUCCAACAAGCUGCCAUUGACACGAUCGAGAGUGACAGAGGCGCUUCUACUAACGAAUGCUGCAUCGCGGUCAUUGUAAGGUGGAUUAAUGAGAGAGGAGAAGAUGCUACUGUCGAAAAGUUUGAUGAAGUUCUAAGAAGGAUAGGACUGAGGAACGUAGCUGAAAAACUUCAGGAGUCCUUGUCUUCACCGGAGAAGGAAGAACCAGGAGCAAACUCCCCUAAUCAAAUAGAAAAUAGAAUGAAUGAGAUGGAGAAAAACUGGGGACUUUUGAAAAAAGAGGUACGAANUAUGCUCCUCUAA
This is a messenger RNA of Stylophora pistillata, 423 nucleotides long. RefSeq lists its product as uncharacterized. The record is from RefSeq and is a predicted model, not a curated record. Lineage: Eukaryota; Metazoa; Cnidaria; Anthozoa; Scleractinia; Pocilloporidae.